Messenger RNA from Jatropha curcas, 2003 nucleotides. RefSeq lists its product as uncharacterized. Gene Ontology annotation, cellular component: membrane. Gene Ontology annotation, molecular function: transmembrane transporter activity. The record is from RefSeq and is a predicted model, not a curated record. Gene Ontology annotation, biological process: transmembrane transport. NCBI's taxonomy places the organism in Eukaryota, Viridiplantae, Streptophyta, Magnoliopsida, Malpighiales, Euphorbiaceae.
UACCUCCUCUGCCUGCCACGUCAUCAGCCCACAUCAACAAAACCAAAUCCCACACACAAGCAAAUACGUGAUCAAAUGAAAUAAAAUAGUUGGAAACUUCAAAGACAUGUGAAGGAGCAAGACUAGGCUUGUUUCAUGCAAUAUUUAAAGAUUUUAUCGAAGACGACGACUUUUGACUGGUAUUAUGUAUAAUAACCAUAGCUUGACUUGUUCAAGUAUAUAUGAAUAAUUUGAGUUCUUGAGAUUAGAGAAUUCUUUUUUCCUGUAAUGGAAUAGUAUGUUUGUGAGAUUAGUCAAUACAUUGUGGGUGCCAAGAAAGUGAAAGAAACCAAGAAAAUGAUUUAAAGAAAUAAAGAGUACUAAGAAAUUUAAAGGUAGCUAUGGAAAGAAAUAGAGAAUUCAGCAUUACUACAGGUAUUAAUAUGCAGAACUUCCUAAUUCAAGUUCGAGAAGAUAGACUUCCAUCUACAAACCCGGUCAAGGCUCAAGAGUCAAACGCUCACAUUGAGACAGCAACAGUGGCGGCACGGCAAUUCGUUCAGAGGCUCUUCCGAGUCCUUUUCUUCUUGCACAUAAUCCUAACUGCCAUCCUAGUAAUCUUCCUCACCGUCCGUGGCCUGCUCUCUGCACAUAGACAUCACUUCCACCCCAAGAAGUGGUAUCCACCACUCCUGACAGCAACAGCCUGCAGUGCAAUUGUAGCUUUCACUUGGCAAUGGAUCACCCUCCGCUAUCCUUCAAGAGCUAUAAAAGCUGCAUUUUGGAUUAGCCCCUUGUUGACAUGUGCAGUUGGGAUACUGCUUGUGUUAAUUGGCUCUGCUGCAAGUCUUGCAAUGGGUUCAGUUGCAGUUGUUUUUUCCAUCAUUCAAUCCCUUUAUGCCUGUUGGGUGAAUCUCAGGUUUAAUUAUGCAAUCAAGAUUCUCUCAGUUUCCACAGCUUUUCCUCCUGCUAAAACUACUGCAUUGGUUAUUCUCUCUCUUGUCAUAGGCAUAGUUUAUUCUGGCUUCUUGGUGUCUGGUAUAGGCGGUGCCACUAUUACUGGAACUGAAAUAGACACCUUGUUCAUAUUGGUGAUCUUGUUAAGCCUGAUAUGGUGUAUGCAAGUGAUGAAAAACACAUUGCAGGUUACAGUUGCACACAUCAAGUACAUACAAUUGGCACGUGAAGCAGAUAUGGACACAAAAGUAGCUUUAAGAGACACAAUCAAACACCUUAUGGGGAAUAUACUCAUCGGUUCUGCCAUUGUACCGAUUCUUACUGUAAUCCGGGGCUCUGCACGAGCAAUUAGUCUGGUUGCGGGGGGUACAGAUGAAUUCUUGUUCUCCUGCGCUAACUGCUAUUCUGCUUUAGCUUCUACACUGGUGAACUAUGGAAAUAGGUGGGGUUUUGUGCACGUAGGAGUUUAUAACAAGGGGUUUGUGCAGGCAUCCAUGGACACAUGGGAGUUGUUCAGGAGGGCAGGGCUGGAACCGCUAAUUGAUUCAGACCUUACUGGGUCAUUCUGUUUCCUAUCUGGGAUAGCAGGAGGUGCAAUAUGUGCUUUGGUUGGAGGAAUAUGGACAUUAACAGUUCAUAAGAGCUAUGCAACAGAAGUGUCAAUCUAUGCCUUCUUGAUAGGCUAUUUCAUGUUUUGUGGUCCUCAGUGUAGGGUAGCAAUGGCAUGGCCACAAGCAUGUGUUUCGGCUUACUAUGUAGUUUACGCAGAGAACCCACAGGGCCCAAGGUUUGACCCAACUAUUCCAGUUCGCAUUCAAGAGCUUCAAAGAUAUGGAGCUUAAAGAUCCUGGAAGCCAACUUAGACAUGGUCGUUAGCAGCAGAUAUCUAAAAACUUAGACGUGGUUGACCCAACUAUUCCAGUUCGCAUUCAAAAACUUGUACCAGAUAUACCUGACAGUUAGAAAUACGUGAAUUUGUCGGAUUUUAACUACUGGUUUGGGAAUGAUACAAACUGAUGUUGUACAUGAUUCAAUAUCUCAAAAUUUUUGAAGUACAUGCCCUUAAA